Molecule: messenger RNA, 357 nt
Organism: Nematocida major
Lineage: Eukaryota; Fungi; Microsporidia
Exons: 1
Coding region: 1-357 (118 amino acids)
Source: RefSeq, a predicted model, not a curated record
AUGCUUACACUUUUUAUUUACUCUAGGGGAAACUUGCAGCAAGCCGAAGCAGACUCACGCGAGGAGGAGCAGCUGCAGAGCGGGAAAAAGGCUGAACACAGGGCGGGCAGGCCGCAUCUGGAGUUCAGCACUCAAGGGCAGAUACCGGGUUGCUGGAUCAACGUGAUUAAAUUUUUUAUCAUCAAAGAUCCGAUGAUCAUAGAGGAAGUUUUUUCGAAACGCACAGAGAAGAGUUCUGCGGCAAUGGCGCACAGGCGAGGCUCUGCGAAGUCUCUGAAAAAGCUUUGCAAGUUGGAAAACUGGGCGGGCGGGCUUGUUUGGCACAAUCAAACGGGCGAAUAUAUAGAGAAGUUUUAA